GGCACUGCUUUCUGUAAUCGUUGGUGUUGAACAUGGCGACCGGUGUGUCAGUUGUGAUUCUUAAGAGGGUAAUAGUAUAAUUGCCUGUAUUGUGUAUUUAGGACGUGAUCUUCAUAUUUUGCAAAAAAUGUUAAUGAAUCGAUAGAAGGAAGUGCCUUUUAUGGCUGACAUGGCGGACACCGGUGAUAGAUCAUGGGGGCAUUUGGCAGAUACAGAACAUUUUGGUAGAGUUUGCAUGAACAACAUACAAGUAAACAAGGCAGAUUUGAAUCUUUUAAAAUGUCACGACAGUACACAUGCUGCGCACUGUAUGAUUUAUUCAAAGACUGAAGAAAAGAUAUUUGGAAUAUACAGCGCCAGAGCUGUGAUUUUGAUGCAGUUGCGGUUUGAUGGAUACUUGGGUUUUCCUGGUGGUAUUGUAAACACAGGAGAAGAUAUUCCUUCCGGAUUGAACAGGGAACUUGUUGAGGAGAUGAACCUGAAUGUUCAGAAACAUCCAGUUAAGGAAGAGCAUUAUGUUGUAUCCCAUUGGUGUCCAAGCAAGAACCUCUUGUUACAUUUCUAUGCUCUUGAAGUGUCCGUCGAUGAUAUAAAGGCUAUUGAAGAAGAGGCAGUUAAAGCACGUGAUUAUGGAAUCGAGACAUUGGGCACAGUUCGACUACCUCUGUAUACAAUGGGCGAUGGUUACAGAGGUUUUCCUGCGUUCCUGGCAAAUUCAUUUGUGAGCGUCUCUCGCGAGCAGUUACUUUACACCCUGGAAUAUAAAUCUAUUAUGUCCAUUGAAGAAAUUUCCAAAGCAUUAAGGGCAAGGCCGUUGCAAUUACCAGUGGAAGAAGAAGAAGACAGUGGUAGAGUUCAGAUGUAAACAGUACAAAUCUAAUAUGGUGUAAAGAGUCUGGAGGAAAGAAGCUUCGCAGAAGAAUUAAACUUUAUAAUUUCAGGAAGCCCUGAAAUGUUUGCGAUCAGUAAGUGGAAAAAAAAACUGUGAUUUGCGUACGAUUGGCUUUUGGGUUUAAGAUGUUGUUUAUAUUGAAUUGUGAUGACAUUAAUAUUUAUAAGAAAGAUAUUUUAAUUUGAAAAGUUGAA
This is a messenger RNA of Zootermopsis nevadensis, 1086 nucleotides long. Its product is annotated as U8 snoRNA-decapping enzyme. Gene Ontology annotation, molecular function: phosphodiesterase decapping endonuclease activity; snoRNA binding. The record is from RefSeq and is a predicted model, not a curated record. Gene Ontology annotation, biological process: sno(s)RNA catabolic process; mRNA catabolic process. Lineage: Eukaryota; Metazoa; Arthropoda; Insecta; Blattodea; Termopsidae. Gene Ontology annotation, cellular component: nucleus.